Messenger RNA from Chelmon rostratus (copperband butterflyfish), 2107 nucleotides. RefSeq names its product transmembrane protein 100-like. The coding region runs from base 278 to 712 and encodes 144 amino acids. The transcript has 2 exons. The record is from RefSeq and is a predicted model, not a curated record. NCBI's taxonomy places the organism in Eukaryota, Metazoa, Chordata, Actinopteri, Chaetodontiformes, Chaetodontidae.
GACGUAUAUGAUAAAGGUAACAGAACUGCGGCCCCCUGCUCCCAUUUCUACACUCAUUGUCCAGAGGGAGAGCCAGCAGCACUUCUAGGCUUUCGCUGAAAUCAGUCGCGUACCUGGAAAGAAAAAUCAAAACUGUGAAGUUAAAGGAUCUUCAUAUAACACAACUUCCACUGACAUCUAAGCUCCUGACUCAACGCUGAGUUGUAGGAGUAACAAAGAAGAAGAAGCUGCAUGCAAAGGCACUUUUGAACAUCUGACAGAGGAAUCAAAACCAACCAUGACAACCAAGAUGGAAGCGCUUGAUCCUUCAACUCUAUCAGAUGUCACCUCUACUGUCACCUACAACCCUAAGUCUGAGACGGUGGUCUUACCAGGAGGGGUUGUCUCAGUGGCUGGCAUCACCGUGGUGACCGGGGGUGCUGAGCUGUCAUGUGGAUCCUGCAUGCUGGCCUUUGGUUUCUGGGGAACUCUCAUCGGCAUCAGCUGUGUAUCUGUGGGGCUGUGGGACCAACUGAGCCAGUCUAAAGGGGGGACCUCUCACUUACUGGGACUGGGAUUUGUGAUUCUGUCCCUCAGUUUCGUGGUGGUGGGAAGCGUGGUGGCAUUUUACGUCAUGACAAAGAAGAAGAGAGAGAUGGCGCGGGAGGCGAGACAGGAUGGAAAGGAAGUUCUUGUAGAGAGUGGGAGGGUUAUUAAAAAGGUCACCGUAUAAAAAGAUGAAUGUCAGAAUAUAAGAGAAACUGAUUGCAUGCCUGCACAGAAUUCUGAAUGGACUGUAAAUAACGCUCAGUCAUAGUUGGCAGGAAAAAAAACAUUUCCUUUGUGCCUCAUUUACAAGACAAGGUCCCUCCCAGUCAGUCCCAAUCUGUAUCUCCUUAAACUAGAUUAAAUUAGAUUAAACUUCCCAGCAGUAUAUAAAGCAGAUGAAAUUAUUUUAGUCUCAUCCAGCUGCAAAAUGAUGUUUGCAAAUAAAUGCAUCAGUAUUAAUAUAAUUCAGUAUAUUACAAUGCUGCUGCUUGAUGAAUACUUUAUGUCUAAGUACGUCAUGCUGAUAGUACUUUCUAUACUUCUGCUUAAUGACUACAAAACAUUUACUUUAGUGUUUUUAUAUCAAGGUAUUGCUACUUUUAUUUAAGUAGCACAUACUUCUCCCACCACUGCCUACCACUGUCUGUUACUCACGAUGCCUCUAUUUCAUUCUCUUGACUGACAAUCUUACAUGCACAAUGUAGACAGACCAUGUAGAGUGUAAUGUAAUGUAAUAAAUGGACCACAUGUAAAAUGUAUAUGUUUGUGUGUGUCUGAGAGAGAUGGAGAGACAGAGAAAGAGAAAGGUAGGGAGAGAAAGAUAAAAACAUGAAUACCUGGAAGGUAGAGGGUACAGAUAAUAACGGGACUUUUUUUUUUUUUUUACAGAAUACAGAAGUCUGUUAGGAGGUUUGUUUACCCAAAUUAUGUGCAAAAGAACAGACUGUCUCAUUCCAGUAGUACCAUGCAAAUUUUUGAUGAUGUUUAUUUGCAUUAAAACCUCUUCCUACCAACACAUUUAACAUACAAGAGCUACUUACUGGAGUCACUGAGGGCCCCAAGAAUAAACUACUGUAAAAAAACAACAACCACCAUUGGGAAAAAAAUAGCUUAUUUCUUCUCAAAGCAUUGUUGGUUAUGUAAUUAGUGUCAUCUGAAAAAGAGAACACUGUGUCUUAAUGAGGAGUUUGACAUGAGAGCUAUGAAUAAACUGUAAUAAAUUCUAUAUGCUCUAUGUUUUAUGAUGGCUAUGUGAAUUUUGUAUAUUCAGUGUGCUUAGUGUGUCUUAUCUGUCUCUAUAGACACUGCCUUUAACUUGUAGUCCACUAUACCCAGGACCACGAUGUUUAGCCAAAUUGACUGGCGUGUUCUGCAUUAAGGCUCGUCAAGUGAUUUUCAUUUUGUAUUACUGCAUUCACUUGCUGUCUGUUCAUGCUUUGAAGAAGGUCUCUGACCAAAAACUUGCUUAUUUAAAAGAUUUUUGCACAGAUUUGAGAGUGCAGAUGUUUUUUUAUUCAGAGAUUAUUGUUUUUUUUUUGCAGGGAAUUGGUGUUUAUUUGCAUUAAAACACUGAACCCUC